Molecule: messenger RNA, 672 nt
Organism: Tarenaya hassleriana
Lineage: Eukaryota; Viridiplantae; Streptophyta; Magnoliopsida; Brassicales; Cleomaceae
Exons: 2
Coding region: 145-570 (141 amino acids)
Source: RefSeq, a predicted model, not a curated record
CCUCCCCGUCCUGUCUUCCCCAGCACUAAACCCCUCUCCUCUCUCUCAUACACAUGGUAGAAGAAGAUCGGCCCUCAAUCUCAGCCGUCGAUCCUCCCACAACAUCGCCGUCGAUAAUCUCAGCCGUCUAUUCAUCCUCCGGAGAUGGAGAGCACACAGGAUUUCUCGCCUCCGCACGUGGACGCGUCUCGGCCAUCGCUAGGGUUUCCACUAGGCACGGCACUCCUCCUCGUCAUCAUCUUCAGCCUCUCCGGCAUCUUCUCCUGCUGUUACCACUGGGAUAAACACCGUUCCCUCCGCCGCUCCUUGUCCGCCGCCGCCGCUGGUCAUCCAUCCGCCGGCGACAUCGAGUCCUCUCCGUCGAAGCCUAAACCUCCCUUCUCGGAUGAGAAGAAAAACCAGAGCAUGAGCGUGCCGGUGUUGAUGCCAGGAGAUGAUACACCAAAGUUCAUAGCGUUGCCGUGUCCAUGCGAGCCGCCGAGGCCCGAAAAGCUCACAGCCGAUAUCCAGAAUCCGCCGCCGCCGCCGCCUCCGGUUAAACCGUCGCGUUUUCCGCUUCCCUUGUAUUGAUUUUUUUUUUCUUAACUAGGAUAUCAAAUUUCAAAUUCACCAUUUUGCUGUACAUAAAGUUAGGGUCCAAUAUUUUACAUAAUUUUAUGCAGUAACUAGUAA